Scheffersomyces coipomensis is the source of this 1848-nucleotide messenger RNA. RefSeq names its product Hgt3p (gene HGT3). Gene Ontology annotation, cellular component: membrane. Bases 1 to 1848 code for a protein of 615 amino acids. Gene Ontology annotation, molecular function: carbohydrate:proton symporter activity. The transcript has a single exon. Gene Ontology annotation, biological process: transmembrane transport; carbohydrate transport. NCBI's taxonomy places the organism in Eukaryota, Fungi, Ascomycota, Pichiomycetes, Serinales, Debaryomycetaceae. The record is from RefSeq and is a predicted model, not a curated record.
AUGGAGCUGCAUCAAGAUACUCAUCAUCAUAUCCAAAUCAAAGAUUCAUACUUUGUAGGAAGAGCCCUAUUAAACUUCACAUCCAUUUUUGUAUCAUUAGGUGUAUUCAUAUUUGGAUUUGAACAAGGUUUAAUGUCUUCAUUAUUAACCAAUACUCACUUUAAAAACUAUUAUCAAAACCCAACUCCCUUUGAAAUUGGGACUAUGAUUGCUAUAUUAGAAAUAGGUGCAUUAUUUUCAUCAUUCUAUGCUGGUAAAAUUGGUGAUGUUAUAGGUAGAAGACGUACUAUCAGAUAUGGAUCUUUCAUUUUCAUCGUAGGAGGCUUGAUUCAAGGUACUUCCAUCAAUAUUAUGAAUCUUGGAUUUGGAAGAUUAAUCAGUGGUAUCGCUAUUGGAUUCUUAACUACGAUUAUUCCAUGUUAUCAAUCUGAAAUCAGUCCUGCCGAUGAUAGAGGGUUUUACGCAUGUUUGGAAUUCACCGGGAAUAUCAUUGGAUAUUCUUCAUCCAUUUGGGUAGAUUUUGCUUUUUCAUAUAUUGAUAAUGAUUUAAGUUGGAGAUCUCCUUUAUUACUUCAAUGUUUCAUUGGUUCUUUAUUAUGGUUAGGUUCAUUUGUCAUUGUUGAAACUCCAAGAUGGUUAUUAGAUCAUAAUCAUGAUAUAGAAGGUAUGAUCGUUAUUUCUGAUUUAUAUGGAGAUGGAGAUGUUGAAGAUGAAGAAGCUAUUAAAGAAUAUAGAAAUAUAAAGGAAAGUGUUUUAUUAGCUAGAAUAGAAGGUGGAGAAAGAUCUUAUCAAUAUUUAUUACAAAAAUAUCCUAAAAGAUUAUCAAUCGCUUGUUUCUCCCAAAUGUUUGCUCAAAUGAAUGGUAUCAAUAUCAUUUCUUAUUAUGCUCCGAUGAUUUUUGAAUCUGCAGGUUGGGUUGGUAGAGAUGCCAUUCUUAUGACAGGUAUAAAUUCAAUUAUCUAUAUCUUUAGUACUAUCCCUCCAUGGUAUUUAGUUGAUGAAUGGGGUAGAAAACCAUUAUUAUUAUCCGGAGCCAUCUUAAUGGGAAUUCCAUUAUUUGUCAUUGCUUAUUCAUUAUUCUUAAACAAUGAAUAUACCCCAAAUACCGUUGUCAUUAGUGUUAUUAUCACCAAUGCAGCUUUUGGAUAUAGUUGGGGUCCAGUCCCUUGGUUAAUGAGUGAAGUCUUCCCUAAUAGUGUUAGAUCUAAAGGGGCCGCCAUUUCAACUGCUACUAAUUGGUUAUUUAAUUUCAUUGUGGGAGAAAUGACCCCAAUUUUAUUGGAUUUAAUUGAAUGGAAAACUUAUCUUAUUCCAGGUACAUCAUGCUUUAUAUCAUUUUUAGCUGUCGAAUUUUUAUUUCCGGAAACUAAAGGGUUAUCAUUAGAAGAUAUGGGAUCAGUAUUUGAUGAUAAUUCGUCAGUAUUUUCAUUUCAUUCCGGUUUUGGUUCUAAUAAUGAACCAAGUAGAAGUAGAAGUGGAUCAACAUCAGCGAUUAAUGCAUCAGCUGCUUCAAUUGCCAGAAGUCGUUCACUUAUGAGGCCAGUCGCAUCAGAAACAUCAAAUUUAUUAAAUAUAGGAGGAAGUAAUAAUGUAAUGGGUUCUACUUCAUCUAUUACAGGGGUCAAAUCCGAUUAUUCUGGUUCAUCCGCUAUCUCAGUAGAAGGUAUACUACCUUCCAACACUAUCCCAGAAGAAAUUGAACCUCCAACGUUCGAUAUAAUCUAUCAAUAUAAAUUGAAUGAAAUUGAACAGAAUAAGAAAUCGAAUCCAAUUUCAUAUUUAUAUAAUUCCAUAUUCCCACCAAAGAAUAAUACAGAUCAAGAGAAUCAAUUGCUAAAUGGUAAUUGA